UGUGUCUGUGAGCCGAGGGGCUGGAAAGCACCUUUUUCCCCCUCCUGCUGACGACACGACGGUGACUCUGCGCGUCUACACGGGAGCCAUCAUCAUCAUCACCAUCAUCAUCAUCAUGUUUACCUGAACGCGGAUAACGGGGCUGACCAAUGGCCUAUAAAUAAACACAAAUAACACCUGCGGCUCUCGACCGUUCACGGAACAGGAUCUGCUCGCCGUUUCCUAAAAGCUCUGCGUGUCGUGAGGAGCCAGAAAAACCGCUCCAAAUGUCAACUUGUGCAGUGACAAACUUCAACAAUGGCUUGGAGGCCAGCUCAGACUCCGAUGACGAGGACAAGCUACACAUUGUGGAGGAGGACAGCCUGCAGGAGCCUGAGGUUACAGAUGCUGAUGGAACCACAUCGCUGGACAGCCAUGACCAUGACGCCACCGUAACAGUAUUACCCCACAACGGGUCCUGGAAUGGAGUGAAGGAGGAGUGUGCAUCAGAGGAAGAAGAGGAGGUGGAGAAGGAUGCUCUAGUGGAGGAGAUUCUCCAGCAGGGAGACACAGCCAUCAUCUAUCCUGAAGCCCCCGAGGACGAGCAGAGUCCGACAGAGACGGGAGGAGCCGAUGAAAACGGAACACCUGAUUCUUUUUCCCAGUUGCACACUUGCCCCUACUGCUCCCGGGGCUACAAACGCAACGCCUCACUGAAGGAACACAUCAAGUAUCGCCACGAGACCAGUGAGGAUAACUACAGCUGCUCGCACUGCAGCUACACCUUUACCUAUCGCUCGCAGCUGGAGAGGCACAUGAGCCACCACAGGGGCUCCAGAGAGCAGCGUCACGUUUCGCAGUCAACAGGAGGAUCGGUAGGAACAGGUGGAACUCGCAAGUUCAAGUGUACCGAGUGUUCCAAGGCCUUCAAAUACAAACACCACCUGAAGGAGCACCUGCGCAUUCACAGCGGUGAGAAACCAUACGAAUGCUCAAACUGCAAGAAGCGGUUCUCCCACUCAGGCUCCUACAGCUCCCACAUCAGUAGCAAAAAGUGUGUGGGUGCUACGCCCCCCAACGGUGUUGCUCGAACAUCGAUUAAGUCCCCCCCAGCCCCUGCACAGACGAGACCUGUUGUGAUCGCUCCAGCUCGUGUGGUUCUUAAAGACAAGACUGAAAGCAAACCCCUCCAGGAGCAGCUGCCUGUCACCCAGAUCAAAUCAGAACCUGUGGAAAUUGAGUGCAAGCCUGUGACGGCGGCACCGGCAACUUCAGCCGGCAGUAACGGCGUGGUGAACGGAGGAACAGCACAGCCGAUUGUGGUCCCAGCUGCAACCCUGCCUCAGGGUGUGGCUAUGGUUGUACCAACAGUAGGUCUGAUGUCACCCAUCAGUAUCAAUCUUAAUGACUUGCAGAAUGUGCUCAAGGUGGCGAUGGAUGGAAAUGUGCUCAGGCAGGUGCUGGGUUCAGCCAAUGGGGUGGUGACGCAGGGGAAGCAGGGAAUUGUGGUCCAGCAGCCGCAGCAACAGAUCAUCAGCCUUCCUGCCUUCGUGGAUCACGACGGUACCACCAAGAUCAUCAUCAACUACAGCAUUAGCCCUGCUGCUGCCACAACUGCCACCGCCCAGCCUACACCGCUUGUUGUCAAAAAUAACCCUACUCUGCCUCCCACUAUCACGACUGUGGAUGCUGCAGCUCCCACUCCAACCACAACAACUAAACCCCAAACCCAAGAGGCGGCCGACCUUAGGAUUAUCAAGAAAGAACCGGAAGCAGUCCCCAUCGCAGAUGUGGAGAAGGAGGCAUCCACGCAGACAGAAAAGGCAACCGAUAAAACUUCAGAAGCAGCUCAGAAGCCAAAGCCCAACAGCACCAGUACAUGUUUACUUUGCGAUGACUGUCCUGACAAUCUGGAGGCGCUGCAUCUCCUCCAGCAUCGCAAAGCAGCCAAUGGCGAGGCCGUCGACUCUGCUGCUUUGGACCCAUCUUUCGCCGCCUUGCUAAACGAGGCAGGGGUGACCCUGGAGGAGCCGCCUGUCGUCGAUCUCCUCUCACUUCUUAAGACAUACUUUGCCUCCAACGCCAAUCCCAGUGAUGAGGAGCUGACAAAGAUCUCAGAGUCUGUCAGUAUCCCAGUGGAUGUGGUUAGAAAGUGGUUUAUGAAGAUGAACUCGGGGAAAAGUGUGAGCAAGCGCCACAAUGAUUCAACUUCAGUUUCUAAAGACACUGAAGCCACAAAUUCCAGCUCAGAGGUCACUGUGAAUCAGAAUGAAAAGGAAGAAGAAGACAAUACAAUCAAGGAGGUAUCCAACAAAGCCUCGUCAGACUCUCGCAGCGCCUCCCCAUCAGACUCUGAAUCACUCAACAACGAGGACCUUGUCAUCGUUAAAAGUGAGCCAGAAGACCCGGAAGCUUCUGACUCCCAGGCGGAACCUCUGGACCUCUCUCUUCCUAAACAGAUCGCAACAGAAUCGGAAAACAAAAUGACUACACCUCCCGCCAAGCAGCAAGAACAGCCUCUGAACCUGACCUGCUUAAGGAAGGAGGAGCUCGAGGGUCGAACCAUCUAUGUGACCACACCUCAGACCGGAAGAGCUGUUAACAUCGUCACUGCCGCACAGCUUCCUACCUUAGUUGCCAUCGCUGGUCAGGGCUGCCUCAACACCACCACGAAGCGCACCAUCCUCAUCCCCCAGCUCACAUAUACCUACGCCACUACAGCUGGCAACGCCACUGGAGCAAAGACUGUUGUUCUCAAUGGUCAUAAGGAGAAGCGUUUGGAGAGCAGCUCCGAGGGUGUUUCCACAGUGGAGGAGCAGAACGACUCAGAUUCAGCCGUGGCGAUGAAGAAGCGGCGGCUAGAAAAUGGCGUCUACCCCUGUGAUCUUUGUUCCAAGGUCUUCCAGAAGGGCAGCUCCCUGCUCAGGCACAAAUAUGAACACACAGGAAAACGACCCCACGAGUGCAACGUCUGCAAGAAGGCUUUCAAACACAAACACCACCUGAUCGAACACUCGAGGCUGCACUCCGGUGAGAAACCUUACCAGUGCGACAAGUGCGGGAAGCGUUUCUCUCACUCAGGCUCGUACUCCCAGCAUAUGAAUCACCGCUACUCCUAUUGCAAGAAGGACGGGCCAAACUCGGGCUCCGGCUCGGGGCCACCCAGGGAUCAGUCAGAGCUCGGCAGCCCAAGCGGCAGACUGCAGUCAGACAGCCGGACCACGACCCCGCCCUCCCAAAUGGACUCAGACGAGAGGGAGAGUGAGGAAGAGGAAGACGAGGCCAUCUGCAUGGACGACAUACGGGUGGUGCAGGUGGACGACGGCGAGUGCGAGAUCUACGAGGGUAACUUUGACGACGAUGAUGAGGAGGAAGAGGGAGAGGAAUUAGCAGAGGAAGAGGCGACAGCAGAAGAAGAAGAGACUGAAAAAGAGAAGGAGCAGGAGUUUGCCUGUGACGUAGUAGAAGUGGAGCUGGGAGAUGACCACGUGGAGGACGCCGAGAUGGAGGAAAGAACCGAAGAAAAGGAGGAAUCAGCAAGUGUGGAUGCAGAGAAAGCGGCAGACUGUGAAGUCAAUACAGACAGCAGCAUCAGGGACGGGACAGGAAACACCGAAACAACAGAGGAAGCGGUGACAGACACCAAAUGAAGGAAGAAAAUUCCUCGGGACAGUUUGAGUGUGUCGGUCAUUGAAGUCGGGUAAUCUUAGACAAAAACCACAUCUUGCCAUCAGAAGAAAGUCACGGCAGUUGCCUGAUCUUAACGGUCCACUACUGUGUACAAAAACCCAGGUGUGCCUGAACUUGGAAAAAGAAAAAAAGAAAAAGAAAAAAAGAAAAAACGUGACUUUUUCUUUGUGAAAAUGAAAUAUCAGUGUUUAAAAUUGUUUAUAGAAGUACAGAUUUUAAAGUAGAACUCACCCAUCAACUCAUUAGACUUGUUACUGAGACAUCCCAGGUUGCUUUGUCUUUUCUUUUCAUUCAAUCAGUGUUAACUAAUCGUGUUCUUGUUUGAAAACCUUUUAACCUUUAAAGAUGAGAAAGAUUUCUAUACCUUUUUAUUGCCAAUGAAGUUUCCUAAAAUCAGUAUUUUAUUGAGUUCUACGAACAAAAACCUCUGCACUACAGUAUUCCUGGUUUACCUAUGGAUACAUGCCUCAUGCAUUGUAUGCCCUUCAGUGUUAUAUAUGUACACUAGCUAGCGAAAUGUUGUUUGUGUUAGUGUUACUCUUUGCUAGCUAGCAUUACUGUUGAUUUCAGUUUGACUGUUAGCCUUAAGGAAAACAAAGUAUUCUUGGGGAGGGUUGGGGGGUGGGAUGGGGAGUCCGGGAUGAGAAUGCGGCUUCUGUACGCCAUAACCAAAUUUGUCCUAUCAGGGAAGGCAGAGUCACAACCUCAAAGCCAGCAUGGCGCACCUUUGUUUUGCUGCGCAGCACUGCCCGGACGGGUGGAGUCUCCAGGUGAAGACAUAAAAGCAGACUCCGACCUCGUGGCUCGGCUGUGGAUCCAAAACAGACGCGCCUGUUCUUACCAAGCUUCUCCUUAUUUUGGUUGACUUUAGUUCUCAGCGAGUGUUUCAGUAUUAUCGGCUUAUAUAUGAAGUCAAACUGUACGUGAAGGAUCGGGGCUUUUUUUCCUGCUCCACCCCAAUGCCUCCAGCCUUAUGCAAGACCUGUGUGCUGUUAAAAGUGCCAUUGAACAGUGUUAUUAUUUUUUUUCCUCACACAUGUAGCCAGUAUUAUGUCCCUCUGUUACUUACACAGGAGCCAUGUUGACUAAUGUUUGUUGACUUGCACAGAACAGCAGAUUUGUCACAGCAACAAAGAAGGACACUUGAGAAACAGUAUUUGGGCUGUUUUGUCUGUAAAAAGACAGACCCCUUGUCCAAAUAGCCCACUUGGGGGUGACGUCUUGUUUUAUUUUAUCUGCCAAACUAAAAGCUAGAAUUAUUUAGUUUACAAUGAUUAACUUGUCUUUUUGAAAAACAAGUUAAAGCCAGAGAAUGUUUAGCACUUUUCUAUUAGUAAAUUAAAUCUACAGGCAUGUCUAAAGGUUCUGCUUUUGUUCCUGGUACUUAAAAUUGCAUAUUUGCUCUUGACUAAAACUUUUUUGUUAUGAAUUACUAACUCAUCAGUAUCCAAUGGCUGCAGCUUGUAGGUCCAAAGUGUGAGGUUUAGAGCAGUGUUUUUAAAAUGCCUUCUAAUGUAAGAUAAUCAGUUUCCAACUUUCGAACUGCAUAAAUCCAAAUUUUUAAGAACCCCUCAACACUCAAACUCAGUAAUGUGCCUCACCAGGUCGGCUCAGGAAGAGAUAAACCAGACCAAACCCACAAAAGUUUAAAGUAUAAAACAAUGAUAGAGAGACUCAGUAAGUUAGUCUCACUUGUGCACUUAUUAUUUUCAGAUGACGAUUAAAAGAAACUAAUUCAUUGUGGCAAGCUGUCCCGCACUUGAGGUAACAAGCGUUAGUGAAUGUGGUCUCUGUUGAAGAGUUUUGCUUUGGUUUUACCAGACAGUGUUUAUAGUAUUAAUCUGUUUUACUUUUUUUGUUUUAAAAGUAUGUCCUCUGUAUGUUUUUGUCAACAAUGGCAGUAUUAGAACCCUUUUCACAGAUUAAAAAAAAUAUACCUGUUUAGUUUUUAGAAGACUUUUUUAUAU
Pundamilia nyererei is the source of this 5636-nucleotide messenger RNA. RefSeq names its product zinc finger E-box-binding homeobox 1-like. Bases 267 to 3629 code for a protein of 1120 amino acids. Gene Ontology annotation, biological process: regulation of transcription by RNA polymerase II; anatomical structure development. The transcript has 8 exons. The record is from RefSeq and is a predicted model, not a curated record. Lineage: Eukaryota; Metazoa; Chordata; Actinopteri; Cichliformes; Cichlidae. Gene Ontology annotation, molecular function: DNA-binding transcription factor activity, RNA polymerase II-specific; RNA polymerase II cis-regulatory region sequence-specific DNA binding.